Volvox carteri f. nagariensis is the source of this 561-nucleotide messenger RNA. RefSeq lists its product as uncharacterized. Gene Ontology annotation, cellular component: cytoplasm. The coding region runs from base 1 to 561 and encodes 186 amino acids. The record is from RefSeq and is a predicted model, not a curated record. Gene Ontology annotation, molecular function: phosphatase activity. The transcript is spliced from 5 exons. Lineage: Eukaryota; Viridiplantae; Chlorophyta; Chlorophyceae; Chlamydomonadales; Volvocaceae.
AUGCCUGCCCAAUCGCCCCACGUAUGCGCAUUUCAUUGGACACGCAAUCGGGGCCGCGCGCGUCAUGCGGCUAAGCAACCUCUGCUGGUGGUGUCGCCACUGACCCGCGCCCUUCAGACGGCGCAGCUGGCCUUCCUGCCGCACUACCAGGGCCCCGUGCUUGUGGAGCCCCUGGCACGCGAGCGGGUAUGGCAUGCUUCCGACGUAGGUAGUAGCCGGGAGCACUUGGCACGAACGUUCCCUGACUCGAGGUUCCAGUUCGACGCCCUUCCGGACGUGUGGUGGCACUGCGUGGAUCCCAGCAACCCAAGAAAAGUUGGACUUGAGCCUGAAGACAUCUUCAAGGCGCGUGUGCAGGAGCUGCGCCUGUGGCUGGCCGCGCGACCCGAGCAGUGCAUUGCUGUGGUGGCGCACUGGGGCCUGCUGCACGAGCUGACCGGCGGGUUUGACUUUGAAAACUGCCAGAUCCGCUCAUUCGUUUUGGACGCACGGCGGAUUACAGCUGGGCACGCAGCCCUUCGCGAGCAGGUGCCCAACCUGCUGGCUUCUCUUUUCCGAUAG